This is a messenger RNA of Didymodactylos carnosus, 1905 nucleotides long. The record is from the annotation of a GenBank genome assembly. NCBI's taxonomy places the organism in Eukaryota, Metazoa, Rotifera, Eurotatoria, Philodinida, Philodinidae.
AUGACUAGCAUUAGUUUCAGUGAAGCUUCAUCUAGUAAAAUAAAAUUUCCGGUGGAGUUGACCAAAAAGAUACCAUUACAAGAUACAUACCUACCAAUAGAAUCCUGUGAAUUUGAUUUAAGCGUACCAUUGGAAACAAACCAAAACUUGAUGGAGGAUGUCCAACCCAGUCAUGACAGAGGAGUAGAAAAAACAAAUGCUGAUGUCGAAGUCGAUGCUCGUCGAUGUACUGAAUGGGUUGAUUCACAGAUCCAUCACAUUAAUCCAGUGCAUUUACCACAACCAUUCAAUGUUGAGUAUACACAUAUUGAAGUUACUAUAACCACUAUACCAAGCUCAGAUGGUCAAGUUUGGUAUAGUCCAUACAAAUUUUUAAUAAAUGCAAUGGUUUACUCUUCUGACGAAAAUCCAAUAUACAUUCCAAUUGAUAAUUUGAAGGAUGGUGUUAUGAAAUUAGAGCUAAUAUUAGUUACUUUUGUCCAUAAGGAGUUGAAUGAUAUACAACUUAGACCAUUUCCAAUGCUACCAGAUGAAAGAUUCUAUGCUCCUCAUAAAAGAUUAAAUCCAAAACAGUUAAUUAAAUCGUUUGAAUUACAAAAAUGUCGAUUAGUGCUUCGCCUGUGGCGCAAAAUUGGUGAUAAUAUGGUUCCAGAUCUAGAUACAGGAAUAAUUUCAAAUAUUAUAGAAGCAGUUCCACCUAAGAAAAAAUCAAAACCAAAUGAAAGUCUUCUGGCACAUACAGAAAAUCCGGUACAGUCAAUUGUCACAUCAUUAGCAACGUGUAAUUCAGGUGUCAUGUCAUCAGGUGAGCAUUAUAUAUAUAGUAGUGGAAUGCAAAAACAAAAUGCUCAUUACAUGAUUGAUCAAUUAUCAUCUCAACAACUACCGGAACUGCUAAAAUUUCUUCGAAAGUUGAUGUUGGACGUUCCAAGUAGUCACAUCACAAAUGAAAGUGUACCUCCAGUCCACAGCAGUAUAAAGUCGCUUUCCAACAAACGAUCAUUAAAUGAUGAACAGGAAAGGUGCCAUCCAAAGUCAAAACGUUCAUGCCAAAUUGGUUCAUUCAAUUUACGUCGCUAUGGACCACAAAAAUCGGACAACGCAUAUUCAAAUCUAUACAUUACCAAAAUUAUCUUACGUUACGAUAUUAUAUUUUUAACCGAAUUGAAUGAUCAAACAGGUAGUAUAACAGCAAAAUUACUAGAAAAUGUAAAUAAAUUAAUUACAAAAGAAUCAGAUAAAUUUAAUGUUAUGUUAUCGAAUCAACUCGGUGAUACAUCAUAUAAAGAACGUUUUGCAUAUUUUUAUCGUACUAAUAAUGUUCAAUUCACUAUUGUUAGUGAUUAUGUCUACGAUGGUGGUAAAGGUCUAUUUGAACGAUCACCGUAUAUAAUGAAAAUACAAAUUUCUCGAUCUCGAACAUUGACCUAUUUAACAUUUGUUGGUGUCCAUUUAAAACCGGAAAAUGUUUAUUCAGAAUUUAAAAAUUUACGAAAAGUUGUUGACGAAUUAGAUUCGAAACGACAAAAUAAACGAUCAAAAUUAAAAAAAUUUUUACAAAUGUUUAAGAAAAGAAACAAUUCUAAUACAACAAUAACACCAUUGAUUAUUAUGGGUGAUUUCAAUGCAGAUUGUUCCUAUUUAAAUAAUCAAAAGAAAAAAGAUAUUAGAGAAAAUUAUUUUAAUGAUUUUACAUGGUUAAUCGAUGACAAAAUGGAAACGAAUUUACUUGAAACAUGUUCAUAUGAUCGAAUUUUAAUUAAAGGUUCAUCACUUGUUGCUAACGUUGUACAAUAUUCAAAUCAAGUAUUUGCAUUUGACAAAGAAUAUGAUUUAACAAAACAAUUAGCAUUGCAAGUCAGUGAUCAUUAUCCAGUUGAAUUUGAAAUAUUUUUAAAGAAUUAA